Molecule: messenger RNA, 528 nt
Organism: Coffea eugenioides
Lineage: Eukaryota; Viridiplantae; Streptophyta; Magnoliopsida; Gentianales; Rubiaceae
Product: premnaspirodiene oxygenase-like
Exons: 1
Coding region: 1-528 (175 amino acids)
Molecular function (GO): iron ion binding; monooxygenase activity; heme binding
Source: RefSeq, a predicted model, not a curated record
AUGCGAAAAAUCUGCAUCAUGGAACUUCUUAGCGAUAAAAGUGUUUUGUCCUUCCACAAAAUUAGACAGGAUGAGGUUUUGCAUCUGGUUGAAGUGAUAAGGCAAUUGGCAGGUAAGAGUGUCAAUAUAACUGAACAACUUUUCUCACAUACAAGUUCGAUGGUUUGUAGAGCUGCAUUUGGUCAAGUUUCCAAAGAAGAUCGAUACAAAUUUGUACGAUUAAUGAAGCAAGUGUUAGCUUUAGAAGAAGGUUUUCAUAUGGCUGAUCUAUUUCUUUCUUACAGAAUUUUUCAUGUCCUGACUGGACUGAAGCCUGAAUUGCUGAAGAUCCACCACAAAAUGGACAUUAUAUUUGAAAACUUAAUCAAGGAACACAUCAAUAAUCACACUAGGAACAAGAAGUUCAUUGCCGAUCCUAAUCAGAAAGAUCUUAUUGAUGUUCUACUGCAAAUUAGAGAUAGUGGGGACCUUCAAUUUCCAAUCUCCAAUGACGAUAUCAAAGCUAUCAUCUUUGUAGUUGAUCCAUAG